Molecule: messenger RNA, 510 nt
Organism: Zingiber officinale
Lineage: Eukaryota; Viridiplantae; Streptophyta; Magnoliopsida; Zingiberales; Zingiberaceae
Exons: 2
Coding region: 1-510 (169 amino acids)
Source: RefSeq, a predicted model, not a curated record
AUGCCCUUGCUUCUCCGUCUAAUCACACUGCAUCUCCUCCAACUCCUCCGUUUGGUCAAAGACUUAGCUCUCCUUCUUGCCUUCCCAAAUCCGUCGGGUUUCUCCUUCCCGAUCGACAUGUCCUCCUCCCUCCUCCUCCUCCUUUCUCUCUUCUUCCCUUCCACCCUCUCCGUGGCGGUGACUGCCCAAUCGUUGGCCUUGCCGUCCAACAGCUCCACUGUCUACAACAUCCUCCAGGAGUACAACCUCCCUCCUGGCAUCCUCCCCGACACCGUCAAGUCUUUCUUCGUCGCUUCCAACGGCUACUUCGUCAUCGAUCUCUACGGAGAGUGCUACGUCGACUUCGAGUACGUCGUCUACUACGCCCCGCACGUGUCUGGCUUCCUCGGCUACGGCUCCAUCUCCAACCCUGAGGGUGUCCAGAUCCAGAGCUAUCUCAUUUGGUACGGCGUCAGCUACAUCAAGGUCAACCUCCCCUACUCCGAUUUCGUCUACAUCCAGUUCGGCUAG